UCCUGGGAAAUAAAUAGGCAGCAGGGUGCACUGGGGAGAGCAACGCACCAGGAAGGCAGCCACUCCGAACAUCAGGACUCACCUCAUAUAGAUACUGGCUGCUGGAAUAUGCACUGCAGGAGAGCAGAGAAGAUGGCCUUCCUCAUAGCUCUGGGGCUGUUGAUGGCUGGGAUCUGCCCUGUUGUCCUCUGUUACCCAGAUGGCACACUGGGAAGGGACACUGCAGUCCAAGAAGACCAAGACAAUGGGACACAAGUAGACAGUCUAACAGUUGCCAACAAAAUCACUGACUUUGCCUUCUGCCUCUACAAGGAGCUGGUUUUGAAGAAUCCAGGUGAAAAUAUCGUCUUUUCCCCAUUCAGCAUCUCUAGUGCCUUUGCCAUGCUGUCCUUGGGAGCAAAUAGGAAAACCCUGGAGGAAAUUCUAGAAGGUCUCAAGUUCAAUCUCACAGAGACCCCUGAGGCAGAUAUCCACCGGGGCUUUGGGCACCUCCUACACAUGCUCAGCCAGCCAGAGAACCAGGUGCAGAUCAGCACAGGCAACGCCAUGUUUAUUGAAAAGAACCUGCCAAUACAAGCAGAAUUCAUUGAGAAGGCAAGGGCUCUGUACCAGGCCAAGGCCUUCAGGACCGACUUCAAGCAGCCUCAAGAGGCCAGAAAGCUCAUCAAUGACUAUGUGAGAAAACAGACCCAGGGGAAGAUCAAGGAACUGAUCUCAGACCUGGAUGAGGAGACAUCCAUGGUGCUGGUGAAUCACAUCUCCUUUAUGGGCAAAUGGAAGAUACCCUUUAACCCUGAUGACACAUUUGAGGCGGACUUCCACUUGGACGAGAAGAGGUCUGUGAAGGUGCCCAUGAUGAAAGUUAAGGACGUGAUCACACCCUACUUCCGGGAUGAGGAGCUGUCCUGCUCUGUGGUGGAGCUGGAGUACAUAGGCAAUGCCAGCGCCCUGUUCAUCCUCCCUGACCCUGGCAGGAUGCAGCAUGUGGAAGCCAGCUUGCGACCAGAGACCCUGAAUAAAUGGAAGGAAUCUCUGAGGCCCAGGUUGAUAGAGGAGCUCCACCUGCCCAAGUUCUCCAUGUCCAAAAACUACAACCUGGAGGACACCCUUCCAGAGUUGGGCAUCAGGGAAGUCUUCUCCACACAGGCCGGUCUCUCUGGGAUCACUGGAGACAAGGAAAUGAGAGUCUCUAUGGUGACCCACCAGGUUAUGCUGGAUGUGGCUGAGACAGGCACAGAAGCAAGUGCUGGCACAACACUCAAAUACACCUUUCUGUCUGCAAAACUGCCGCCUACAGAUCUGAAAUUCAACAACCCGUAUUUGUACUUUAUCACUAACUAUGAACAUUCGAUUAUCUACUUUAUAAGCAAGAUGAUUGACCCAACACAGGGCUAGAACUUCCCAAGCAAUGGGGUUUCUUCCUAGGAGCCGGGGAUUGAACUUAAUAUGGGUUUCUCUCUAUAUGCAUUUUGGCUUCCUUGCUGCAAUUGGUGGUGGCAUGCCUGGUUGGACAGUAACCUUGACUAACUCUCAUAUGCAUAGGAGCCUGUGGGUGUUCAGUGUCAGGCUCCAAGUCCUCUUGGCAGUACUAGUUCAUGCUCUGGAAUUUUCAAUCUGUCUUUAUUCUUCAUCACUUCUGACUCCCUCUGUCUGCCUCUACCCAAAGCCUGGGCCUGACAGAUAGGAUCAGCUCAGCACUCUUGAUGGGACAGUUAUAGGUCAACCCAUGUGAACCUCAGGACCAAGUAGGGAACCUCCUGCCCAGUGUCUGUCUGCAGCAUCUGGGAGCAUCUGGUGCCUAGUUCCUGCCUCACCCUUUCCCUACUCCAGGCUCUGACACCUACUGCCCACAUCUGGAACACUUUUGGUGUCCUCACUCCUGCAGCUGUGUAGGUCCUGUUGGUCAAACCACCUCCUUUCCCCCUCGCACUCCUACUUAGAGCAGAGGAGCCAUUUUCUAAGUUCCCAUCUGACCAAAUUCCCAUGUCAGAUGGACACCUCAGCUUCUAUCACCCAAAAUUGAAGA
This is a messenger RNA of Meriones unguiculatus (Mongolian gerbil), 2026 nucleotides long. Its product is annotated as serine protease inhibitor A3N-like. The record is from RefSeq and is a predicted model, not a curated record. Bases 109 to 1395 code for a protein of 428 amino acids. The transcript is spliced from 5 exons. Gene Ontology annotation, biological process: negative regulation of endopeptidase activity. Gene Ontology annotation, molecular function: serine-type endopeptidase inhibitor activity. Lineage: Eukaryota; Metazoa; Chordata; Mammalia; Rodentia; Muridae.